Mastomys coucha (southern multimammate mouse) is the source of this 2128-nucleotide messenger RNA. RefSeq names its product telomere repeat binding bouquet formation protein 2 (gene Terb2). The record is from RefSeq and is a predicted model, not a curated record. The coding region runs from base 22 to 678 and encodes 218 amino acids. NCBI's taxonomy places the organism in Eukaryota, Metazoa, Chordata, Mammalia, Rodentia, Muridae. Gene Ontology annotation, cellular component: nuclear inner membrane. Gene Ontology annotation, biological process: homologous chromosome pairing at meiosis; meiotic attachment of telomere to nuclear envelope. The transcript has 7 exons.
CCCCAGGAGUCAGCUGGCGCCAUGUUCCAGGGGCAGCGUGGUUGGUUCUGCGGCAGCGUCAGUCAGGACCUGAGGCAAUUCUGGGUGGACGAAGGCGGGAAGGUCAGCGACGCGCAGGCCGCCGACUUCCUGUUCAGCUGUGACGCCUCGCACCCUGACACGCUGAGAAUAUAUCAGAGCCUCGAGUACAUAGAAGACAAUGCUACAGUUUUUCAUGCCUACUAUCUUGCUGCAGUAGCUAAUACUGAAAUGAAAAAUUCAGUGGCCUUAGGCCAUUUUGUUCUUCCUCCUGCAUGUCUGCAAAAAGAAAUACGAAGAAAAAUUGGUAGUUUUAUUUGGGAACAAGAUGAAAAAUUUCAGAUAGAAAAGAAUGACAGAAUGACAUCAAGUGAAAAGGAAAACAUUGGACCAACAACAAAACACAAACAAAAACUGUCCAAAAGUACAGAGAAUCACUUCAUAAGGACUCCGGUUAUAGAAAAGCAGGUGUGCUUCCCUCUUCAGAAUUAUCCAGUGAACAACAUGGUGACAGGUUACAUAUCAAUUGAUGCCUUGGAGAAAUUUCUUGGAGAAUUACAUGACUUCAUUCCUGGAAGCUCAGGAUAUUUGGCAUAUCAUGUUCAAGAUGAAAUUAAUAUGUCUGCCAUAAAAAACAAAUUAAGAAGGAAACUAAGUUAAGCCAUACUUAUAUCUGGGCACUUUUUUUUUUUUAUAAAUUAGUAUGAUGUGUAUAAUUUAAAUGUGGAAAAAGAAUUAUUUUCUUUCUUAAUAUGUGUCCUGAGAAAGCUCAGAAUCAUUUGACGACUGAAAUUUGUGGUGUAUUCACAAAUUGUGAGUUAUUGUCAUCCAAACACACUUAGAACUCUGUUAAAGGCUCUUUUGGUUUUGACUUUAAUAUUGUAUUUUUUUUUCUAGGUUCAGUAUUGAAAUGCUAGCUUUUAUGAUGCUGGUCAUAUUAUUUUGAUUUAAAAUAAACUAGGAGGCUAUACUUGAACUGUAAAUGUUUGUUUCUGAAACAGUGAGUCAGGUGUCUUACCAUCCCCAUAGUAGAGCUUGAGGCCAAGACUGCGGCUUAUGAGGAAGUGAAGCCCUUGGGAAGGUGUCUUGCCAGAGUGACUAAAUGAGGCCCAGCCCAAACUGGAAUGUGACUUUCCUCAUUUUCCAAGCUGGUAUUCAUACCCUGUGUUUCUAUAUGGCCGUGCUGGAACCUCUGUCAGGAUCUGUGUAGCUCAUGUGUUAUUCCAGCUGGCCUCUAGCUCCCAAGUAAUGUUCCCACCUCAGUACAUUCCCAAUAUGCUGAGACUGUAGCUGUGUGCUUCUGGACCUAGCUCUUGUGUCUUACAUAAAUCUAGAGAUGUGGCAAUUUCAAGAAGGCAGUUUUGCUGAGCUUGGUGGCGCUGACCUAUAAUCAUCCUAGGUACUGGAUGACUGAGGCAGGAGUAGCCAUCCCGGGCAACUUCCUAAGUCCCUGUCUCAGAAUAAAAAGUUAGAAGAGGCCAACUACAAAGCCUCUACAGCUUGUAGAAGGUCCUGUGUUCGGUGCCAUGAAACCACUUCUUUACUAGAGUGUGGUGGGCUAACUACUUUCUGGAGACAUAAAUGGAAUUCUUUUGAAGAUGUCUUCUUAAGCUUACUUGUUCUUCUGGCAGGUAUAGAGGUAUCUAAAGAAAAUGUAUCUUUUUGUGUGUGUGUGUGGAUUUUUGGAUGUUUGUGAGCAUUAGCUCUACCUUUUCCCUACAACUCAAACUUCAUACCAUAAAAUUGUAACACAACUCUCAGCCACAGCAUUUGAGAAUUAUUUUUUUUCUUUGUCUGUUUGGUAGUUUUUCCUUAUUUAUUUUUGUGUCUGUGGUUAAGUGCUUCUGAACUUACAAAUGAAAAAAAACCUGUUAAUUAUCUUUUCCUGAAACAUUAAAUAUUGUCUCUUCCUGAACACUUUAUCUUAGUCACGUUCUAUUGAUUAGGUUUUACAUAGAAACCAAGCCUAUCUGUAGAUUUAAAAAUUAAUUAUUAAGAGUAUUACGUAAGUUUACAGUAAGUUGUUUACAUUGGGAUUAUUGUAAGAGUAUUCAGUGUUUCUCCCAACAUGUACAUGCAUUAACAUAGUAAAUAAAAACCUCCAACAAAA